AAACAACCCACUUUCCACCUGCGGCGCUUUUUAAUGUCAACUUUGGCACCUGCACACGGUCGUGAUUCAGCCUUGAUGCAGCUUCCACGGGCGACUAACAUCGAUACAGAAUAAUGUCGUCAAUUGCAAGAGGUCGGCCAUCCCGGCGCGCUGCUCCUCGCAGAAGUUACGUCCCAGAGGAGACGCCGUCAGAUGAGGAGGAUGCUGGAAACGUCACCCCCACGGCGCCCUCCCGGCACGAAGACGAUGAUGAUGAAGAUGAGGGCGAGCGUACUCCGGUCCCCAAGAAACCCAGCGCAGUCAAGAGAUCAUCGCGCAGACAAGCGACUGUCGAACCAUCUACCGCUACAUCGAGUGCCCCGCGCGCAACACGCAGACCCCGGAAAUCGAGGACGGUGGAUCCAACCGAGUCGUCGCAGUUGAUCGACGAAGGCGAAAGUCUUGCGAGUGUCGAAGAAGCAGCCAUUCCAUCUACAACAAAUGCUUCUCGUGCGACUCGCAGAACCCGCAAAUCCAGGACGGUAGACCCUUCGGAGUCCUCGCAGCUCAUCGACGAAGGUGAAAGUCUCGCAAGCGUCAGAGAACCAGAAAUCCCCGCUACUUCGAGCGCUCCUCGCACAACUCGCAGAACCCGCAAGGCGAGAACAGUAGACCCGUCAGAGUCAUCUCAGCUGGUCGAAGAAGGCGAAAGUUUUACAAGUGUGAAGGAACCGGAAGUCCCUCCGACCUCGAGUGCCCCUCGGCGCAGAACACGCAAAUCGAGGACGGUAGAGCCAUUGGAGUCGUCGCAGAUGAUAGACCCCAAUGAAGAAGGGGAGAGUAUUGCGACUAUCAAGCCGCCGGACUCUCCGUCCGAGAACACGCCGGUGGCGGUUAAGACAAAGGAGCCCUCCACCUCCCCGCAGCCCCAGCCUCACUUGCAAACAGAGAGCGUGCCUCAGCUCGCCGACAUCACCGAGACAGUAGUGAACAAGUCGCCGUCGAAGUCGCCGUCGAAAUUCGAUGAAGAUGAAAAGCCACAGAUCGCUCCCAUAAACCCAAAUACAACCAUCCUCGAGAAGCCCAUGGAUAUUAUGCUGAAGUCCCGGACAACCGCCCCCUCCGCUUCUCAGGAGCCGUCGGGCCCAACGAGUCGCUUGAUGAUCACUACUCUAGUCAUGAUGAACUUCAAGAGUUAUGCAGGCAAGCAGAUUGUCGGCCCCUUUCACGCGUCCUUUUCCUCCGUCGUCGGACCGAACGGAUCCGGUAAAUCGAACGUCAUCGAUGCCUUGUUGUUUGUGUUCGGCUUCCGCGCAAGUAAAAUGCGUCAGGGCAAGAUAUCGGCUUUGAUUCACAAUUCGGUCAAUCACCCCAAUUUGCCCUUCUGUGAAGUGGAAGUUCACUUCCAAGAAAUCAUCGACCUGCCGAACGGCACCCAUGAAGUAGUCCCAGAUUCCCAACUGAUUAUCUCCCGAAAGGCAUUCAGAAACAACAGCAGCAAAUACUAUAUGAACGCCAAAGAGACGAGCUUUACCGCCGUAACAACGCUGCUCCGUGACCGUGGUAUCGACUUGGAUCAUAAGCGCUUUUUGAUCCUCCAGGGUGAAGUCGAGUCUAUUGCACAGAUGAAGGCCAAGGCUGCCAACGAACACGAGGAUGGACUGUUGGAGUACCUUGAGGAUAUCAUCGGUACAUCGAAGUACAAGACACCUAUUGACGAGGCUGCCGCGGAACUCGAGACGUUGAACGAUGUCUGUGUCGAAAAGAACAACCGUGUCCAGCACGUCGAGAAGGAAAAGGUUGCCCUCGAGGACAAGAAGGACAAGGCCAUGUCUUAUGUUCGGGAUGAGAACGAGCUUGCUGAGAGACAAUCAGCCCUCUAUCAGAUCUACAUCGACGAAUGCGCUGACAACAUCCGAGUUACGGAAGAAGCUAUUCUGCAGAUGCAAGAGCUGCUGAACAUGGAGCUCGAGAAGCACGAGGGUAACGAGUCUGGUAUCAAAGAGCUUGAAAAGGCCUACAAACGUGGGAUGCGGGAAUACGAAAACAUGGAAAAGGAGGUGCAGGCGCUUGUCAAGGAAAUGGCCAAGUAUGACAAGGAAAAUGUCAAAUUUGAAGAAAAGAAGAAGCAUUUGGUUGCCAAGAAGAAGAAGCUAGAAAAGUCCAUGGAGAGCGCUCGGCUUGCUGCUUCCGAAUGCGAAAGUCUGGUACAGAAACAUUCUGAUGACAUCGAGAAGAAAACCAAUGAGACCACCGAGCUUGAGAAAGAAAUGAAGGUCGAAGAGGAGGAGCUAGCCGAGAUCCGUGAGAGUCUGAAAGGCAAGACCCAGGGUCUCUCGGAUCAAAUCACUGCAAAGCAGAAGUCCUUGGAGCCUUGGGAUGAGAAGAUCAACAAGAAGCUCUCGGCGGUCGCCGUGGCGCAAAGUGAGCUUGACAUCCUUCGCGAGCGGAGCAACGCUGGUACUCUCCUGCUCGAGGAGGCACAGUCGAAAAUAUCUUCGAUCGAGGAAUCGUUGGCAACCAAGGAGAACGAUCUUGAGGAACGCAAAGCCCAGAAAACUACCCUUGAGGAAGAGGUGGCGAAGCUGAACCACAAACUCAAGAAAUAUGCUCACCGAGAGCCCGAGGUGCGGGCCCAUGUCUCCAGCGCUCGACAGAGGGCCGACGAGGCAAGAGCCAGCCUUGCAAGUACCCAGAAUCGUGGCAGCGUUCUGUCGGGGUUGAUGCGUUUGAAGGAGUCUGGUCGUAUCGAGGGUUUCCACGGCCGGCUUGGAAACCUCGGUAUGAUUGAUGAGAAGUUUGAUGUUGCUAUCUCGACCGCGUGUCCUGCUCUAGAUAACAUGGUGGUUGACACGGUUGAGGUUGGUCAACAAUGCAUCGACUACCUACGAAAGAACAACCUCGGUCGGGCCAACUUCAUCCUGCUUGAUCGUCUUCCUCGACGGGAUAUGUCCAAGGUUUCUACCCCUGAGAAGGUGCACCGACUCUUUGACUUGGUCAAGCCCAAGGAUCCCAGAUUCGCCCCAGCUUUCUACAGUGUGAUGCAGAAUACGCUCGUCGCCGAGGACUUGGAACAGGCAAACCGCAUCGCGUAUGGUGCUAAGCGGUGGCGAGUGGUGACUCUCAAUGGACAACUCAUUGAUACAUCCGGAACAAUGAGUGGUGGUGGCAACCGAGUUGCACGGGGUGCGAUGUCAUCGAAACAAGUUGCUGAUACCAGCCGAGAGCAGGUGGCCAAGCUUGAGGGCGAUCUUGAGGAAAUGGAGAAACAAUUCCAGGACUUCCAGGAGAAGCAACGACAGAUGGAGGCAGCGAUCAGAGAGAGGAUGGAUGAGAUUCCGCGAGUAGAGACUAAGAUCCAAAAGAUCAUGAUCGAAAUCGAGAGCGCCAAUCGCAGUCUGGCAGAUGCUCAGCGUCGCGUCCAGGAACUCAGCGCCGAGCAUAAACCGUCCAAGACUGAUGCCAGUCGCGCCGCAAGCCUUGAGAAGCAGAUUGCAGCCCUGGAGGAAGAGAUCGAGGAUCUCCGUGAACAGAAGGGCGGUAUCGAAGAAGAGAUCCAGAGCCUCCAGAACAAGAUUAUGGAGGUUGGUGGUGUCAGGCUUCGCGGACAGAAGGCCAAGGUCGACGGCCUCAAGGAGCAGAUCAAGCUCCUGUCCGAGGAAAUCUCGAACGCCGAGGUUGGCAAGUCCAUGAAUGAGAAGCUCAUCACGAAGCACUCGAAAGCUCGCGCCAAGGCAGAGGAAGACCUUGAAGAAGUCGCGCAGGAACUCGAGAAGCUGAAUGAGGACGUGGCCAACCAGGCUAGUGACGCAUCGGGAUGGAAGCAGAAGGUGGAGGAAGGCCAAGAUGUAAGUUAUGGUGUCAUUGGCGAGCCAGAGCGGUUGACUAACUAGUGACAGGCGCUCGAAAUCAAGAAAGAAGGCCUCCAGAGCAUGAAGACCGAACUCGACGAAAAGGUGGCGGAACUUAACGAGUCUCGAGCGACGGAGAUUGAAAUGCGCAAUAAGCUUGAG
This is a messenger RNA of Aspergillus homomorphus CBS 101889, 3992 nucleotides long. It is a transcript of the gene smc4, whose product is annotated as condensin subunit SMC4. Bases 114 to 3872 code for a protein of 1252 amino acids. Gene Ontology annotation, biological process: mitotic chromosome condensation. Gene Ontology annotation, cellular component: chromosome. The transcript has 2 exons. The record is from RefSeq and is a predicted model, not a curated record. NCBI's taxonomy places the organism in Eukaryota, Fungi, Ascomycota, Eurotiomycetes, Eurotiales, Aspergillaceae. Gene Ontology annotation, molecular function: ATP binding; protein binding.